Messenger RNA from Pseudo-nitzschia multistriata, 1775 nucleotides. The record is from the annotation of a GenBank genome assembly. NCBI's taxonomy places the organism in Eukaryota, Bacillariophyta, Bacillariophyceae, Bacillariales, Bacillariaceae.
CUCUCACAAUUUUUUUCCAACCUGAUCUAAAAGCAAAAUAAUCAUACAAAAUCGCUACAAUGAAAAUAGCAAACCAGCGUUCUAUAUUCGCAUGGAUUUUGCUGGUAUGUUUGGGAAGUUCCUUCAUUUUCCGGGUGUUCUCAUCGAACCCAGAGCAGAGCAAAGGAACCGUGGCAUUGCGAGGCCGAGCCGUCCCAGAAAGGAAACUGGCGGGCGCCAAGUGUGGCUGCGAUUCGUGCACCGAUCAAGUGCUGAACACUUUGGCAGAUGGACAUUCUUGCGGAAGCCGUAUUGAUUGGGCGAUUGGAAACAUGGGUCUUUCCGAAUCCGAGGCGUGUGGUCUUAUCGGUGGCGAGGAGUAUCCGUCAAAAUGCGGUGGUUGCAAUCCCUCUUCUUGCCCGGCUCCUUCGUCUCACUGCAACUGCAACAGAUGCACGGAUGCAGUUUGGAAUACAAUUGCAGAUGGUCACAGUUGUGGUGAUCGAAUUUCUUGGCUUGAACAAACCGAUGUCGCAACUCUGCUUAGCCUCGGCAUUGCUGAUGGUCCCUUCGACCAAGCCAGCGCUUGCCGCGCUGUUAGCGAACAAUUCCCGGGGACCUGCACGUGCGAUUGUAGCUCAACUCCUGUAGAAGCUCCACCUGCUUCUCCACCAACACCAAUGCUUACCGGGGAGCCCAUUGACAACACAAUGUGUGGAUGUAGCUCCUGCACCGAUCAGGUGUUAAAUAGUGUGGCUGAAGGUCAUACAUGCCGUAACCGAAUCGAGUGGAUCAAGGCAAACCAAGGACUUUCCGAAGCCGAUUCAUGCCAGAUCGUUGCCGAUGAAUUCCCAUCUAUCUGCGGAAAAUGCGAUGUCGAUCGCUGCGGCUCCUCUCCCCCCCCGCCUGCGCCUGUAUCCAAUAUUGGGUCGAUAAAGGCUAUGAGUUACAACACAGAGUACUCGGGAUACGCUGAUGGAAGGCUACCAGAUUUUGCUUCAAAGAUCAGAGAAGUCGACCCUGACGUCGUUGGCAUACAGGAGUGCCAGGACGCGAACGCGUUGGCUAGUGCUUCUGGAUACGACGUGGUACGUCAAACGGGUCCCCAGAACUACAUAUUUUACAAACCAGGUCGCCUUCAAGUUUUGGAGAGUGGCUUCAUGAGCAUUCCCCGAGACAACUAUUCUGAGCGAACAAUCACGUGGGGAAAGUAAGUGAGCGACAGGGUUGAGACUGUGUGCACCAGCGAAUUGUUUAUGGAUUGUUGUCCGCUCACAGAUUGCUUUCGUCCCUGCAAUUCCAUAGAUUUCGGGUUGUGUCCGGAGAUGGAAUCGGGAACGAGUUUUGGUUCUUCAAUACACACCUUCCCCACCGUCACAACGAGGCAUCGGACCCGAACACGCAUGCACGCAUUGGUCGAUUGCUAGUGGCCAAGAGAGCAGAGCUCAAUGCGGCAAACACUCCCACCAUCGUGGUCGGUGAUUGCAAUCCCUUUGCUUCCGAUGGGGCUCCGGAGGGGUCCUUCGAGUCCAACCUGGCAAGCGGUGGAAUUCCAAAGGUGUACCAGGCGCGGGGAAACACCGGAGGCCACGCCGGGCUGGACAAGAUCUUCGCUUCUGCUGGACACUGGACUGCCUCGAAUGCCGCGGACCGUGGGACCGGAAGAAGCGACCACCCUGCCAUUUUCGUAGAUCUUCUCACGAAGGAUGCGUAACAACUGCAUGGCUGUUCGUUGAUACACCCGUUGGUUUCGGUGCCACUAUUCAUACCUAAAAGACCCACGUUUAAUUUUUAAC